Molecule: messenger RNA, 635 nt
Organism: Fomitopsis serialis
Lineage: Eukaryota; Fungi; Basidiomycota; Agaricomycetes; Polyporales; Fomitopsidaceae
Exons: 2
Coding region: 196-603 (135 amino acids)
Source: RefSeq, a predicted model, not a curated record
UCUCUGGCAUGCAUAGCCACACUGCUUAGCGUGGGGUGGCAGGUCUUGUCUUGUCAUCGUCUUGUCAGUUGACCGCCAUCAUGGCCACAGUCAUAGGCUCCGCCGAUUUCAAGUGAUUCCUGUGAGGCAGUGCAAGUAUGGAUGUUCUAACUGGAAGGAACCUGACCCUACUAUCCCAGGUAGAUACAUCUUCUCAUGGGUAACGCAUCAAGCACCAAUACGCAUAGGUGGCUUCACUGUGAGGACGUACUUCGUCUCAUCCUUGCGGAGAUUCCCCGUCCAGACCUCAAAUCUGCAUCUUUGAUCAGCCGCGACUUCGCCGUCGUAGCGCGUGGGCUCAUCUUGCAGCGAUUUGUGCUGGAUAUAUCAGAUGAGAACAAGUGUAAGCGCAGGCUAGACACGCUGCGUUCAUCUCCGCACAUUUCCGAACGUGUCACGGAGCUCGCCAUUGUCGGCGAACUCACACAGAAAUCGUGGUAUCAUCAUCUAAAGGAACUCGACGACGGUUCGCCUGCCGAACUAGAACGAGUCGAAUCCCUCGAAGAACUCCAACGGAUUAUCCAGGGUGGGAUCUUAAAAGCGGGAUUACAGAAAGUGCGGUGAGCACGACCCCGCUGUCGGUACACAUGCACGGG